Molecule: messenger RNA, 3221 nt
Organism: Macrosteles quadrilineatus (aster leafhopper)
Lineage: Eukaryota; Metazoa; Arthropoda; Insecta; Hemiptera; Cicadellidae
Product: methionine--tRNA ligase, cytoplasmic-like
Exons: 20
Coding region: 134-2977 (947 amino acids)
Biological process (GO): methionyl-tRNA aminoacylation
Cellular component (GO): aminoacyl-tRNA synthetase multienzyme complex; cytosol
Molecular function (GO): methionine-tRNA ligase activity; ATP binding
Source: RefSeq, a predicted model, not a curated record
UCCACGUUUAAAUGUUAGUUAAUAUUUGUUGAGGUUAAGGUUAUACAAAUACAAUCUUGCUAACAUUUAUACACACACAUUUAAAUAAUUAGGGUCGGUUUCAAUAAACUUGAACCGGAAAGAAAAUCUCAUCAUGAAAGUAAUAACAAAUAGUGACAAUUCAGCUGCGUUAAAAAUACUGAUAGCCGGCGAAUAUGCUGAAAUGAACUUGGAACUUGUGAUUACAGAUAAACCAGCUUCAGAUGGGCUCAAGCGACUUCCCAUCCUUGAAAUUUCGCCUGGAGAUGUUCUAUUCUCUACAAAUGCCGCAGCUUAUCUUCUGUUUCCUCCUCCUAAAAACUCGGAACCAUCUGUAGACAACUGGCUGGACUGGGAGGCUAUGCAAUUACAGCCCUGUGUCACUCGAUGUGUGGAUGCAAAAGGAUCUCUCAACGAACCUCUUCCUCAGCUGCUGACCCUCCUUGAAAAUGCAUUGAAAAAAUACAAGUAUUUAGUUAAGGAUACCAUGACUGUAGCUGAUAUUUCCAUUUGGAGCACUCUUUUUCCUUUGUUCACUGAUGAAAAGUUAAAAUCUCAACUCAUGGCGACUGAAAAACUGAGCGAAUGGUUCCAUACUUUGGAAAAACUUCCAAAAUUCCAGGCUGGAUUGAAGAAGCUGAAGCCUGCUGGAGGGAUGGUGUCCUUACAAAGUUUGUCUUCCACAACUUGGUAUCCUUCUAGCCAGCAAGCUCUUGCUUCUGUUACUGAUAGCCCCAGUAAAGAACCAGCACUAAAGGAUUCUGAACUGUCAGAGGCAAAGCAGUUUUGGUCUGUUGAUGCAUCAAAAAGGCCCAAAGUCAAACAACCCACUGUUCCUGUGCUGCCGAAACCAGGGGAGAGGAAUGUCCUAAUCACUUCAGCACUUCCUUACGUCAACAACGUUCCUCACUUAGGAAACAUCAUCGGCUGUGUACUGUCUGCAGACGUCUUUGCAAGGUACAGCAGACUGCGAGGGUGGAACACCCUGUACAUCAGUGGUACAGACGAGUAUGGUACAGCUACUGAGACCAAGGCUCUAGAGGAGGGCCUGACUCCCAGACAGAUUUGCGAUAAGUACUUCACCAUCCACAGAGAUAUCUACCAGUGGUUUAACAUUCAGUUUGACCUGUUCGGCCGCACCACCACACCUCAACAGACUGAAGUGGUCCAAGAACUGUUUCUCCUCUGCCACAAGAACGGCUACACUUGCACACAGACCAUGGAUCAGCUUCUCUGUGAGAAAUGUGACAGGUACCUAGCAGACAGGUUCGUAGAGGGGACCUGCCCCAAGUGUGGGUACGAGGACGCGCGAGGUGACCAGUGUGACAAGUGCGGUCAGCUGAUCAAUGCUCCAGAGCUGAUCAAACCUCGGUGUAAAGUGUGCGGCAACACUCCGGUACUGAGACAAGCUCAACAGCUGUUCCUCGACUUGCCUAAGAUUGCACCCCGACUACAGAAAUGGGUGGAUUCCACGAGUUCCGGGUGGACAGCCAAUGCCGAGAUGAUCACAAAGUCCUGGCUCAAGGAUGGACUGAAACCUCGGUGUAUCACCAGGGACCUGAAGUGGGGCAUUCCAGUCCCCUUGACAGGGUUUGAACAGAAAGUAUUUUAUGUGUGGUUUGAUGCACCCAUCGGCUAUAUGAGCAUCACCAAGUGCUACACAGACCAGUGGCGCACCUGGUGGCAGCCGGGACCUAACGCAAAGGUGGAGUUGUUCCAGUUCAUGGCCAAGGACAAUGUUCCCUUCCACGCUAUCAUGUUCCCAGCAACACUUAUGAGCGUUGACAAGGGACAUACAAUCGUCAGCCAUGUUUGUGCCACGGAAUAUCUGAAUUACGAAGAUGGUAAAUUCUCCAAGUCUCGAGGUGUAGGCGUGUUUGGUACAGAUGCCAAGGAGACUGGCAUACCCGCUGACACGUUUAGAUUCUACCUUCUCUACGUGAGGCCCGAGGGUCAAGACUCGUCGUUCUCUUGGUUGGAUCUCGCAACGAAAAACAACUCUGAGCUACUCAACAACCUUGGAAACUUUGUCAAUAGGGCCCUGGUGUUUUGUGAGAAGUUCUUCGCCAGCCAGGUGCCGGAGAUGGUGAUGACAGACGAGGAGUGGAACCUACUGGCGCAAGUGUCUCGGGAAGUUAAGGCCUACAACAUCGCCAUGGAGCGAACAAGGUUCAGGGAGGGUAUGGUGCGCAUCAUGAACAUUGCGAGGCUCGGCAACCAGUACAUGCAGGUGUGCGAACCUUGGCAAGCCAUCAAGGGCUCUGAUGACGAUAAAGCCCGAGCCAAGACGUGUGUUGGAGUGUCGUGUAACAUUGCUACCUUGCUGGCCAUGUUGAUCAAGCCCUACAUGCCUCACACGUCAGACGUGAUGGCCGCACAGAUCAACGCACCUAAGGACGCCUUCAUACUCACAGACCAUGUCUAUCAGAUACUCACUCCUGGACACAGGAUAGGAAAGCCAGUUCCGCUAUUCGCCAAGAUAGAGCCGAGCACUGUAGAUCAACUGAAGAAGAGGUUUGCAGGCAGACAACAAUCACCUCCGGCUGCCAAAGGCGUCAAACCUACGCUAGACCCAGCCAUUGAUUCACUGGACAAGAUGGAAGCUGCGGUCCAGAAACAGGCUGACCUUGUAAGAUCUAUGAAGGAAGGCGGAGCUGCCAAAUCAGAAUGGCAGCCACAUGUCAAAGUCUUGUUGGAGAUGAAGAAACAGUUGGAAGGAAUGAAGAAGGCCACACCACAAGUUCAAAAUCAGACCUCAUCACCUUCUUCAAGCAGAACAGUUGAAGUUUUAGAAAAAGAAGUCACUGAGCAGGGAGAGAAGGUUCGAGUGAUGAAGCAAGGUGGGAAGUCCAAACAGGAAUGGCAGCCGGAGGUUGACAAACUGUUGAAGUUGAAAAAAGAACUCGCGGCUCUCAAGGGCGAACCUGAUCCUACCGUCAAGCAGAAAUCGAAGAAAUGACACAAAGCCAACCCUUCCAAAGGAAAGAAAGGACAUAGAUGAGACGAGUGAUUACAGAAACAGCAAUUUUUUUAGAUGAAAAGAUCUUAUUUAUUAAUUUGUUUUGAAAACAAAAAUACUGCUUUAUUUAUUACUUUACAAAGUAAUUUGUAAAUUUUUUAAUAGAAUAAUUUUUAAGAGUGAACGUAGAACCAGAAAGUGCUUGUAAAUAAAUAAGAGGUGACUGAAAUGUUGUGGUGUAUUU